AUGACUUCAUUAUUAAAUGAUAAUGAUGAAAAUGAAGUACCAUUUGAUGAUGAUGAAUAUGAAUAUGCUGGUGAUGAUGAUGAUGAAGAUGUUGAUGAUAUAAAUAAUGCCCAAGUUGAAAUGUUUGAUUAUGAUGAAGAUGAAGAUAGUGAUGAUGAAGAACAAAUUGUUCAAAAUAAUAGUGCACAACAAGAUAAAAGUCGUGCUUCAUAUACAGAUGAAAUGAAUUUAAUUGAUUAUGUUAUUGAAGAAGAAAAAGAAAUUGGUGGUGCUAAAGGUGAAGAUAGUAAUUCAACAAGUCGUUCAACAACUUAUUCAAGUUUAAUAGGUAAUGAUGAUGAAGAAAAUGAUGAAAAAAUAUUAUCAAAUCAAAUGAUAACAAAUGAAAAACAAAAAAUUUCUACAAAAGAAGAAGGUCAAAUGAUUCGUGCACGAGCUUUUCUUAAUCGACUUGAUGGUAAAAUUCAAGAAAAAGAUGAUAUUGUCAAACAAAUUAGAGAAUCUGUUUAUUUAACAAAAGAUAAAAUAGGUAAAUUGGAACAAAAUAAAAAUCGAUUAGAAAAAGAUAUUGAUCAAGCACAAGAUCAACAAAAUAUUACCACCAUUAAUCGACUUAAUAGUGAAUUAAAUCGUCUCGUACGUGAAUUAGCUCUCGAACAUGAUGUUCUCGUUGAAUUUCAAAGUAAACUUGAUGCUGCUGAAAUGGAUCGUACAAAAGCUAUUAUUCAACGAGCACAUUAUAAUGGUGAAGAAAAUGUACUCAAAGAAAAAGAAUCACGUUUAAUUGAACAAAAACGUACAGUAGCACAAUUACGUCAACAUCAAGAAGAUUGGAAAGUUGCUCAAAUGAAACGAGCACAUUUAUCUGCAUUACAUACACAAAAACAAGCUCUUGAACAACAAGCAGCUGCACAACGAUCUGCUAUUGAUGAAGCUCGUCGAAGUAAAAAACUUGCACAUAAAUAUUUACAACAAACAUUUGAAAAAAUUCGAACUGAAAAACGUAAUGAAGAAGAAGCAAGUCGUGCUGAAACAGAACGAAAAAUUAAAAGUUUACUAAAUUUACGUAAUGCUAUUGAAAGAAAUAAAGAUACAUUAACAAUUCAAGUAGCUCAAAAACGAGCACAAGAACGUGAUUUAUAUGAUGCACAAAAACGUGAACAACAAUCAAUUGAUAAUGAAGGACAAAAUGGUUUAUUUUAUAUGUUACGUAAACAAAAAAAUGAAAAAUUAGAACAAAUGCAAAAACGUUUUUCUGAACAACAAGAUUUAAAUCGUUUAGUUAUUGUUGAUAAAAUUCUUAAAGAAGAAAAUGAAAAAGAAAGAAAACGUAAACUUUAUCCAGAAUUAUAUAAAACAGUAACAACAAAUAAAUCAUUAAAUAUUGUACCUUCAACAAUAAAACAACAACAACAAGAAGUACCUGAAAUUAAUCAGUAG
Molecule: messenger RNA, 1440 nt
Organism: Rotaria sp. Silwood2
Lineage: Eukaryota; Metazoa; Rotifera; Eurotatoria; Philodinida; Philodinidae
Source: the annotation of a GenBank genome assembly